This is a messenger RNA of Glycine soja, 1851 nucleotides long. RefSeq lists its product as uncharacterized. The transcript has 5 exons. The coding region runs from base 656 to 1624 and encodes 322 amino acids. The record is from RefSeq and is a predicted model, not a curated record. NCBI's taxonomy places the organism in Eukaryota, Viridiplantae, Streptophyta, Magnoliopsida, Fabales, Fabaceae.
AUCUUUUCUUUCUCUUUUUAUCACCCAAUGAACCUUAUAACUCUAAUUAUUAUAUUAUGUAUGUGUAGUUGAGUUGUGUUAUAAGAAAGGAUAAAACUCUUAUUUUAAAAUUAUCUAACCUCAUGGAAUUUUGUGUGGCCCAUAGAUUCUAAUAUCAACUAUUGCAGCAUCCUAAUUAAUGGAACUAGAGGGAAAUAGUGUAUAGACAAAUUUAUACUUUGUCUUUCCUCAACAGAGAACCGUAUAAAUCCAAUGGUCUUUUUUGUGUACAUUGUAGAACCAUGAAGAUUAAAACAACCUCAUCCUAUACUAGUUGGGUCAAAGAAUACUAAAGUUACUGGUGCAGUACCAUAAAUUUAAUGCAGAGUCCAAAAAAAGAUAAAAGUAAAGAUAGACAUGUAAUGUAAUAUACAAAGACAUUUGAGCCAUGUAGUUGUAGCUUGGAGAUUCAAAAGGUGAAAGAGCAAAUUGUGGAAAAGACAGAUUAAGUACAAAAAGCCACAUGCACACCUACACAAAAAGCUUCAUCUUCUGAACUCUUCAUGUUCUUUUAUGGUCAUGUCAUAUAGCUGCAUCAUCCACUUUUAAAACUGUGCAAAUUUUAGUACACACCUUGAACAACUUUUAGAACCAUUCCAAGUUCUAAACUCAUUUCAUGGCCUCAACUGUAGAGGUGCAAUCAUCUUAUAGUGCCAAGAAACAAGAUGAUUCAGAUUUCAAUUUGACAGAAUGGGCAGUGAAAGAUAGAAUCAGUAGAGAGAACAGCAACUCCAGAAGGUACUCAUCAUCAUAUAUAAGAAGCUUUAGAGAAGACACAAGGUCUUUUAGAUCAAACGUUACCAUUUCUAGCGUUGCUUCUUCACCUGGAUACCCUUUAAAAGAUGAAAUAGACCCUUCAACCUAUUCUUUCACCACUGCUCUUAAAGCAUUGCAAGCAAGGUCAGCCUAUAGAAGUUGGGAGUGCCUAUCCCCAGAAGGGUUUGCCUUGAAUUCAAAGUGGAAUGAAGCAGAAAAAUAUAUAUGCAACCCCUUUUCAGGAGAGGUACCAAUGGAGUGUUUAUCUGCCAAAACUCUUAGUGGAAGAUCAUUUAGAAACUCAACAACAAACAGAAUUACCAUGUCUGCCCCUCUUGUGUAUUCCUCAAGAUAUAUGCAAACAAAGCCAUCAUCAACUUGCAACAGUUGCACACAAGAAGAAGAAGUAGCUCUUCAAUUUCACAUUUCAGAAAAGGGAAAAGAGGGAAUGACAAGAGAUGCAGGUACUCAAAGUACACCUCCUUCUCUUGUUUCAAGCAACCCCAGCACUGAUUUAACUCCAUCCAUCAUAAAGAGCCCAAUAAAGCUUUCUGAAGACUCACUAAAUUCAAAUACAAAAGCUAUAACUGAGGAAGAGGUGGUGGAAGUGAAUGAUGAUAAAGAAACAUGGGACACAACAAAAGAAACAACAGUGAGAGAAGUAGUGAAUAAUGUGAAUGAGAACAUGAAGAAAGAUGAAGAGCAAGUUUGCACGCAAGGUAGUAGUGGAGGGUGCUUUUCCUGGAUAAGGAAGAAAUUUAGUCAAAGAGAGAAAGAAAGACAACAAAGAAGGGAUAACAUGUUUUUCACUCACUUCAAAGUUUGCUAGAGAAAGAAAGGAAGGGUGAAAAAAAGAAGGGAAAAAGGGCUAUAUAGGCUACUACUACUGUAAUAGAGAGACUGUGUCUCUUUUGAAAAAUUCUCUCACUCUCUCUUUAUGAGCAAUUUUGCAGUGCUUAUUAAAUAUGGCCAGAAAUGGAAAUGUUUGUUUAGAACAAUGGCAAUUGUGUGUGUUACAUUUUUAUGUCUGCGUUACGUAAUUCCAAUGGGCAGUGA